AUGCUAUCUCAUUGGUUCGCGGAGUCAGAAAUCCGCCCAGGUGUAACAAUUCAGCUCAACCAAACUUGGACGGUGCUUGAAGCAUGUACGGAGCAUAUCUCGCAAUAUUCUAAGGACCAAGGCAGCCCAGGCCAUCCUCCCGCCUCCGACGCCACAAUCCGACUCAUUUGUGAGCAGACAGAUGGAAAUAUCAAAUCACAUAUAAGGAUCUAUAAACAGAUCCCAGCCGCUGGUACUGAGGCCGAGCCAGCAGCUGUUCGCGCCAAGCAAGCCAAACCCUGUGAGCCGGAUGAAUUGAUAGCUCUCCGUGCCCUUACCAACAAGCGCUCCAGCUUCACGCCGCGCCUGCUGGACUCCAAAAACACAACCCAGGGAGACUCGGGCUUUGUCCCUGGUGGCUUCCUAGUCUAUGUAGCCUGGGAGGUAGUUGCUGGCGAACAACUGGGUACAGAGGGAGGGGACGAAGACUGUGGUUUCUGGAGGAUGGAAAAAGAUAGAAGGGAGAUCGUCCGGGAGCACUUCAAAAACAACUUUCUACAGCUUUCUAAAUGGGGCUAUAUGCCUCUUGGUGGCAGGCUGUCCAACCUCGUCUGGGACGGGGAAUCGUCUACCCUUUUCAUCGUUGGCUUCUAUAUGGCGACGACUAAUAUGAAGAAGAAAAAGUGGUCUCCUGCGGUGUGGUUCGCUUGGGGCCUGGCCAAGUGCCCCCGUCCCCCGGGGCCGGACUGGGAUGGGUCAACGAGUGAUUGGGAGUGGUAG
This is a messenger RNA of Aspergillus eucalypticola CBS 122712, 759 nucleotides long. RefSeq lists its product as uncharacterized. The transcript is spliced from 3 exons. The record is from RefSeq and is a predicted model, not a curated record. Lineage: Eukaryota; Fungi; Ascomycota; Eurotiomycetes; Eurotiales; Aspergillaceae. Bases 1 to 759 code for a protein of 252 amino acids.